UGUACACAUGUAAUAUAUGAUACAACACCUCUUCUUCAAAUUACAUACCGGUAAAUAAUGUACAUUUAAGACCCAUUGUAUGAGUGGCUGAUCUGAUUUUAACUCUUAGUGGCCUGGUGUCUGUCUGAGAAAACGGGAUUACGAAUGUAGUGGGUUAACUCUUGAAAACUCCAUGUCUCACUUGCGGGGCUUUCGUGUUUUACUUAAUAUCCAAAUUACAAUGUAGACUGUGCAACAAGAAACACAGAAUCACGACACCGUAAUAAAUAUUCUAUGUAUUUUGGCCUUCUUCCCAGACUUUGUUCUUUAUUGAUAAACCUAGUGGUCUGAUCCAAACAUGUUACAUAAAGCAAGUUCGAGGACUUUUGUAUCUGCAAAUAGAAUAAACAAAUAGGCAAUAGAAAGCGUGUGCCCCACACAUUUAAUAAAUCUGCAAAGCCUAGUGUUUAGCAAAAGUGUAGAAGUUGGAUGUAUUUAGUGAUUAACUACCUAUUACUUUGAGUAAACCUGCUAAUGCUGUUUAAUCAGUGGGUUGUUUGGUUUAGACUGAACAAUAGGUAUGACGUGAGGCCACAACAAUGUCUUUUUUUUUUAACAUGCACUAUGGUCUGUGAUACUGACGUGUUAACAGGGUGAAAACUGCUUUCACAAAAGGACCAUCAACCUCCACGACAUGUAAACUGCCCCCCCACCCACUCAUACUCCCAGUUUAACUGUAACUUGACCUUUGGACAAAUGAGUCUACAUCAAGUGGACGUGAUUCUGCAGUGGUUAGCAGCCAUCCUCAGUCACCACUUGACUUCAUUUGCCGAGUGUUGCUGCACCUUUUGAUUGCUCUGCGUAUUGAACGCUUUUGUUCAAUAGGUGAAUCUUUUUCUUUUUUUUUACUUUACUGUAUAAUAAUAAUAAGAAGCCAGUGAGGAGCUGGAGCGUGCUCAGUGAGGUUGGGCAGACGUCACCAUGGCAGUCUCCACUCAACUGGGUUUACUGCUUUGGAAGAAUUUCACGUACCGACGGAGACAGACUAUCCAGCUGCUGAUUGAGAUCAUCUGGCCUCUUUUCAUCUUCUUCAUCCUGAUCUCAGUCCGAAUACAUUAUCCACCCUAUGAGCAACAUGAAUGCCAUUUCCCUAACAAGGCCAUGCCCUCAGCGGGUACCCUGCCCUGGGUACAAGGCAUCAUCUGUAAUGCCAACAACCCCUGCUUCCGUAAUCCUACCCCUGGCGAGAGUCCUGGGGUGGUGGGAAACUUCAAUGAUUCUAUAAUCUCCCGUCUGUUCAUUGACGCCAAGAAGAUCCUGCUGUACACCCAGAAUGAUAAAAGCUACGAGGGCUACAGGGGACUGUUGAGGGCCCUCAGGAAGAUGCAGAAGAACACUGCUCGUUUCAAGCUGAAGGACUUCUUGCGAGAUAAUGAGACCCUUUCCCACUUCCUGCACCACAACGCCUCACUUCCUCGUCACGCACUGAAGCAGAUAGUGGAGGCUGAUGUCAAUCUGGAAAAGGUGUUGACUAAAGGUUUCGGCUUCCAUCUCAGAGACCUCUGUAAUACCACGCCCCUGGAGGAGUUUGUUCACAUUGCUGACAGCAACGUGUCGCGUCUGACUCGAGAAAUUAUCUGCAAGUCCUCCAGUGAUUGGCUAAACAAGGCCCAAAGCCACUUCCUCUCCAACUUGGACUUCCUCAAACCAAUUCGGAAGGAUGUGAAGUCAGACCCCAAAAUCAUUCAAGAAGUCUCAGCUGCAACUGACUAUCUUCUGGAGAACCUUGGAGCGCUGGCUGUGGAGCUUUCCGGAAUGAAUAGCUGGAAGGAUAUGCGUAAGGAGAUCCUGUACCUGACUGCAAAUGCCACAGGCUCUCCAAACCAGAUGUACCAGGCUGUGUCACGUAUCGUCUGUGGACACCCCGAGGGAGGCGGCCUCAAAAUCAAGUCUCUCAACUGGUAUGAAGACAACAACUACAAGGCCUUGUUCGGAAACCAUGGCAACGACAGUGACAGUGAACCUCUUUCCACUUAUGACAACUCUUCCACUCCUUAUUGUAACAACAUGAUGCGGAGUCUGGAGUCCAGCCCCAUUUCCAGGAUGAUCUGGAGAGCUCUGAAGCCCCUGCUCAUGGGGAAGAUUCUUUACACUCCAGAUACUCCAGCAACACAGAGAAUCAUCCAUGAGGUUAAUAAGACCUUCCAGGAGCUUGGUGUGCUGAGGGACCUUGGUGGGAUGUGGGAGGAGAUAAGACCCAAAAUUUGGAACUUCAUGGAGAACAGCGAGGAAAUGGACUUGGUCAGGACCCUGCUCCAGAAUAAUGCCAGUGCUGUGUUCCUUAAUGCACAGCUCAGUGAGACUGAGUGGCGUGUGUCAGAUGUUUCAGACUUCCUGUCCAAGGCCUCAGAGGACCAAAGACCUGCAGGUUCUGCCUAUACUUGGAGAGACGUCUUCAACGAAACCGACCAGGCCAUACAGACCAUCUCACGCUUCAUGGAGUGUGUGAACCUGGACAAGCUGGAGCCAGUAGCUAAUGAGGAGAGACUGGUGAAUAAGUCCAUGGGUCUUCUGGACAACCAGAAAUUCUGGGCUGGAAUCGUCUUUCCUGACAUCACCCACAGCAACAGCACUGACUUGCCUCCCAACGUCAACUAUAAGAUCCGCAUGGACAUUGAUAAUGUGGAGAGGACAAACAAGAUUAAAGAUGGCUAUUGGGAUCCUGGUCCCAGGGCAGAUCCCUUUGAGGACCUUCGGUACAUCUGGGGUGGAUUUUCUUACCUGCAGGAUGUCAUCGAACAUGGAAUCAUAAGAGCUAUCACUGGCACCAAAGAAAAGACAGGCAUCUACAUCCAGCAGAUGCCUUACCCCUGCUACGUUGAUGACAUUUUCCUACGGGUGAUGAGUCGCUCAAUGCCCCUGUUCAUGACCUUGGCGUGGAUGUACUCAGUGGCCAUCAUCAUCAAGGGCGUGGUAUAUGAGAAGGAGGCACGGCUCAAGGAGACCAUGAGGAUCAUGGGACUGAACAAUGGUAUCUUGUGGCUCAGCUGGUUCAUCAGCAGUUUAAUCCCACUUCUGAUCAGCGCGGGCUUGUUGGUGACAUUACUAAAGAUGGGCAACCUGCUGCCUUAUAGUGACCCAGGAGUGGUGUUUCUUUUCUUGGGAUCCUUCGGCAUAGUAACCAUCAUGCAGUGCUUCCUUAUCAGCACCCUGUUCUCUCGUGCCAACUUGGCAGCUGCCUGUGGUGGCAUCAUAUAUUUCACCCUGUAUCUGCCCUACGUGCUGUGUGUCGCCUGGCAAGACUACGUCGGCUUUGGAGCAAAAGUUGUUGUGAGUCUGCUAUCUCCUGUGGCUUUUGGUUUUGGCUGUGAGUACUUUGCCCUGUUUGAGGAGCAGGGUGUGGGUAUCCAGUGGUCAAACCUGCUGGCCAGUCCUCUGGAGGAAGAUAGCUACAACCUGACCACGUCCAUCUGCCUCAUGUUGUUCGACGCCCUGCUCUACGGAGUAAUGACGUGGUACAUCGAAGCUGUGUUCCCUGGUCAGUAUGGGAUUCCCAGGGCUUGGUAUUUCCCUUUCACUAGGACGUACUGGUGUGGAGAAAAAGAAAACCAGUAUCUCUCCACCCCUCUGUCAAAGAAGGGCAACGCUGAAGCUGUGUGUAUUGAAGAGGAGCCGAGCCACAUCGAGCCGGGUGUUUACAUCGAAAAUCUGGUGAAGGUCUACAGUCAUGGAAACAAGCUGGCUGUGGAUGGACUGUCCCUCAGGUUCUAUAACGGACAGAUAACCUCCUUCCUUGGCCACAAUGGAGCUGGCAAGACCACAACUAUGUCCAUUCUGACCGGUCUGUUUCCACCCACCUCUGGUACAGCCUACAUCCUUGGCAAGGACAUCCGCACCGAACUAAGUACCAUCCGACAGAAUCUGGGCGUUUGUCCUCAGCACAACGUCCUUUUCAGCAUGCUAACGGUGGAGGAACACAUCUGGUUCUAUGCCCGUCUGAAGGGCCUGCCAGAGGAGAAGGUGAAGGCAGAGAUGGAACAAAUUGUGAAUGAUGUCGGACUGCCUCACAAACGACAGUCACGAACUAGCACGCUGUCAGGAGGGAUGCAGAGGAAGCUGUCAGUGGCUCUGGCUUUUGUUGGAGGCUCAAAAGUUGUGAUUCUGGAUGAACCUACUGCUGGAGUCGAUCCCUACGCACGCAGGGGCAUCUGGGACCUGCUACUUAAAUACAGACAAGGCCGCACCAUCAUCCUGUCCACUCACCACAUGGAUGAGGCUGACAUCCUGGGUGACCGCAUUGCCAUCAUUUCCCACGGGAAACUGUGCUGCGUAGGCUCCUCGCUCUUCCUGAAGACCCAUCUGGGCACAGGCUACUACCUGACCCUGGUCAAGAGAGACUACGAUUUGACACUUCAGUCCUGCAGGAAUUCUGCCAGCACCGUCUCCUACAGCAAGAAGACAGAAAAGGAGGACAGUGUAUCAGAGAGCAGUUCAGAUGCUGGUCUUGGCAGCGAACCAGAGAGUGAAACAACCACAAUUGAUGUGUCCCUCAUCUCCAACGUGAUAUUCAAGCAUGUUCCUGAGGCUCGCCUGGUUGAGGACCUUGGCCAUGAACUCACCUAUGUCUUGCCCUAUCAGUCAGCCAAAGAUGGAGCCUUUGUAGAGCUCUUCCAUGAGCUGGAUGACCGACUCACCGACCUGGGAAUAUCCAGCUAUGGAAUAUCUGAUACCACCCUGGAGGAGAUUUUCCUCAAAGUGGCUGAGGACAGUGGAGUGGAUUCAGUUGAGCUUUCAGAUGGAGUCGUGCCUACCAGGACUCGUCGCCAUCAUGCUUUUGGAGACCACCAGAGCUGCCUGAAGCCCUUCACUGAGGAUGACUUUGAUUUCAACGACUCUGAAGGUGACCCAGAAUCCCGUGAGACCGACUGGCUCAGUGGAACAGAUGGCAAAGGUUCCUACCAGGUCAAAGGCUGGGGUCUGAAGAGACAGCAGUUUGUUGCACUACUCUGGAAACGAUUCCUCUACGCUCGGCGCUCCAGGAAAGGCUUCUUUGCUCAGAUUGUUCUUCCAGCAGUGUUUGUCUGUAUUGCCCUGGUGUUCAGUCUGAUUGUUCCUCCCUUCGGAAAGUACCCAAGUCUGGCUCUGCAUCCCAGCAUGUAUGGAGAACAGUUUACCUUCAUCAGCAAUGACAUGCCUGAGGACCCUCACAUCAACAAACUACUGGGAGCUCUCACAGAAAAACCAGGAUUUGGAACACGCUGCAUGGAAGGAGAACCUAUACCGGACACUCCCUGUACAGCAGUUGACGAUGAGUGGUCCGUCCCAGAAGUCUCCCAAAUUGUGAGCAACAUGUUCGACAAAGGCAACUGGUCGAUGGAGAAUCCGUCUCCCCUGUGUGAAUGCAGCUGCAAGGGACGUAAGAGGAUGCUUCCGGAGUGUCCACCUGGUGCUGGUGGACUUCCACCACCACAGAUGAAGAUUAGUGACAAAGAUACUCUGCAGAAUCUGACUGGCAGGAAUGUCUCAGACUAUCUGGUUAAAACCUACGCUCAGAUAAUUGGCAAGAGCCUGAAGAAUAAGAUUUGGGUCAACGAGUUCAGAUAUGGUGGAUUCUCACUGGGCGCCAGGAGUUCUCAGUUGCUGUCACACACAGAUGAAAUCGAUUAUGCCAUCGCUCAGCUGAGGAGACGCUUCCGUCUGGAGAGAGGAACUGCAGCAGAUCGUUUCUUUGGGAGCCUUUCCAGUUUUAUCCAAGGAUUGGAUACCCAGAAUAACGUCAAGAUCUGGUUCAACAACAAGGGCUGGCACAGCAUUGGUUCUUUCCUCAAUGUGAUGAACAAUGGCAUCCUGCGGGCAAGUCUGCAAGCCGAUAAAGAUCCUACAAAGUUUGGCAUCACUGCCUACAACCACCCGCUCAACCUUACCAAGGAGCAGCUGUCACAGGUUGCACUGAUGACAACAUCAGUGGAUGUACUGGUUUCCAUCUGCGUGAUCUUCGCCAUGUCCUUCGUCCCUGCCAGCUUUGUUGUCUUCCUCAUCCAAGAGAGAGUGAACAAAGCCAAACAUAUGCAGUUUAUCAGCGGAGUGCAGCCUUUCCUGUACUGGCUGGCCAACUUUGUUUGGGAUAUGUGUAACUACAUUGUCCCAGCCACACUGGUUAUCAUCAUCUUUGUGUGUUUCCAACAAGACGCCUACGUCUCCUCCACCAAUCUGCCUGUGUUGGCACUGCUGCUGCUGCUCUACGGAUGGUCCAUCACCCCUCUGAUGUACCCAGCCUCGUUCUUCUUUAAGAUCCCCAGCACCGCCUACGUGGUUCUGACCAGUGUUAACAUACUGAUAGGAAUCAACGGCAGUGUCUCCACAUUUGUACUGGAGCUGUUUGGAAGCAAUGAAAUUGGCGGUAUCAACGACAUCCUUAAGAACGUCUUCCUCAUCUUCCCUCACUUUUGUCUGGGUAGAGGACUGAUUGACAUGGUGAAAAAUCAGGCAAUGGCAGACGCUUUGGAGAGAUUUGGUGAGAACCGGUUCCGCUCCCCUCUAGCCUGGGACAUGGUGGGAAAGAACCUGUUUGCGAUGGCCAUAGAGGGCGUGAUCUUCUUCUUCAUCACCGUCCUCAUUCAGUACCGCUUCUGCUUCAAACCCAGGUCAUCCACCAGUCAUCUGAAGCCAAUUGGAGAAGAAGACGAGGACGUCGCCAGAGAGCGACAGAGGAUCCUGAGUGGAGCAGGACAGUCGGACAUCCUGGAGCUUAGGCAGCUUACUAAGAUCUACAAGCGGAAACAGAAGCCAGCAGUGGACCGGCUGUGUGUCGGCAUCCCCCCUGGAGAGUGCUUUGGCUUACUGGGGGUGAAUGGGGCAGGGAAAACCAGCACCUUUAAAAUGCUGACAGGAGACUCAGUGGUCACGAGUGGAGAGGCCUACCUGGCCGGCAAGAGCGUAACCACAGAGAUAGACGAGGUCCAUCAGAACAUGGGCUACUGUCCUCAGUUUGAUGCCAUCAACGACCUGCUGACCGGCAGAGAACAUCUUGAGUUUUAUGCCAUCCUGAGAGGAGUACCUGAGAAGGAAGUCUGUGAGGUGGCAGAGUGGGGCAUAAGGAAGCUGGGCUUGGUCAAAUAUGUGGACAAGGCAGCAGGAAGUUACAGUGGAGGAAACAUGAGGAAAUUGUCUACUGCCAUCGCUCUGAUUGGAGGACCACCAGUCGUCUUUCUGGAUGAACCAACAACAGGCAUGGACCCUAAGGCACGUCGUGCUCUGUGGAACGCAAUCCUGAGCAUCAUCAAAGAGGGACGAUCUGUAGUCCUGACAUCUCACAGCAUGGAGGAGUGUGAAGCACUCUGCACCAGAAUGGCCAUCAUGGUCAACGGCAGGUUCCGCUGUUUGGGCAGCGUGCAGCAUCUCAAAAACAGAUUUGGUGAUGGCUACACCAUCAUCCUGCGGGUGGCUGGCCCAGACCCAGACCUCCGGCCGGUGAUGGAGUUCAUUGAGCGGGAGCUUCCUGGCAGCACACUGAAGGAGAAACACCGCAACAUGCUACAGUACCAGCUGCCCACCUCCCUCACCUCCCUCGCCCGCAUCUUCUCCCUGCUCUCUAAAAACAAGGAGGCGCUCAGCAUAGAGGACUAUUCCGUCUCCCAGACAACUCUAGACCAAGUGUUUGUAAAUUUUGCCAAGGACCAAAGUGAUGAGGACCACUUGAAAGAAGUCCAUCUGAGCAAGCGGGAUGCUGUGGUAGUGGACAUUUCCCAGCUAAAUUCUUUCCUCACGGACAGCAAAACAAGGGAGAGCUGUGUCUGAUUCCGCAACAUACCAACAGUGGAAGCUGUUAUGCUUCACACACAGUCCCCCCAACCCAGAUAAUAUGGACCACUAACCAGCGGGGGAAGAUGGACUUUGUUCCCUUUUAUUUUAUUUUUAUUUUUUAGUCUUUUUUAAUUAUUAUCAUUUCUCAGUGGACCUGCACUUCAGCGCACAACCUCCUUCAAGGCUGCAGGUAUUGUGACAGACACUGAAACUAUGAAAACUCAAUGCAAAUCAAUGCAAGAAAUCCACAUAAAUAUAUUUAUGAUGAGAAGAUAUUCCUGUGAGGGUUGGAGACCGGUGCUUCUCCUUCACUAGAGGGACAGAAAGAAAGAAAAGACCCAGAACACUUGAAGCGACGGCAGGAUUAUAACGCCGCGUCAGGCUGGAACGCUAACUGCCCUGCUGCUCACUCAAUGGACACAGCAUCGGGGAUGUUAGAAGGAAAUAUCUCUAGUUUUAAAUUCCCCUUUCCUAAAAGUAGUUAGCAGUAGUCAAUGGGACAUGUGUAUGUGUAACUUUGUGUCGUGACAUCACGACAGUGUGAAACAAAAGAGAAAAGAAGUCCGAAUCAUUCACUGCCAACCGCUAAAAGACGAUCUGACUAUUUUUUUAUCAGGGUCAAACCUCUCGAUCGCUCUUCGUUACCAAGUGCAGUCAUUUUGUAAUGCAAAUGAUGGAAGAGCAGCAUUUACAAUCCACUUGAUUUCAGACACAAACAUGCAAUCAUGCGACAUGUUAAUUUUUACUGAUUUGAUUUUUUAAAGAUAAUUUAAUUCUAAUAAGCAAACAUAACCUCUAUGGAGUAUUUUUGUUUUUUUCUUUUUCUGGAUAACAAUUAAGAUUGAUAACCAAGUUGUCUUUUGUAUUUGUUGUUCUUGGUGUCCUUGAAAUUUUCCAGCACAGUGCCUAUACUGUAUCAUGGUAAAGAGAGAGAGAAAUCUAGCACUCCAUUUAAAAACAAUGACAACAACGUAUGUAGGCUGCUCCGGAAUGUAUGAGGCUGAUACCAACACGCGUCAAAACACAAAAAAAUGAUUUUUGUGAAGAUGAUGAAUGAAACUUGACUGUUUUUUUUUUUAAGUGUGUCCUUCAUUGUCAAAAACACAAAAAAAUCUUGUGACUGCUUGAUGUGUGUACAUGAUGCAGCCUACUGUACUGGCUUGUUUUUACUUGUCCUGCCCUUUCUAAAUGGAACUGAAGGCCGAUCGGAAUGGACACAGGGUAAACAUCGCAAAAGUUGUGACUUCAACAGAUACCUGAAGGUUGCUGAAGAAUCUGGACCGUGUUUUUUUUUAUGAAAGUUCAUUGGAAAUAUUUACUGCAUGCUUUCCACUGGGCUACACACACUUGGACUAUCAGCACUUCUAUGUGUGUGCCAGAGCAGUCAGAUCAGCUUGUGAAGAACUGGAGACGACUGAAUUGUACUUCUUUAUUGUUGGGUUUUUGGCACAUUAUGUGUCUGUGGAGCCCAGCUUCUGUUGUACAAAAAUCUGUAUCAAAAUGUUGUUUUGGUGAUGAGAUGAAUCAGAUGGAAUUGAUCCUACAGGUAAAACUGUAGUUCCCAAUGCAUGGAGAGGACAGUUUGACAUCUACUCUUCUUGUGUGAGAUCUAAAGAUGGUAACUUUGCAUGUGUGAGGGCCCUGUGGGAACGUUUUAGGCCUGAGCCAUCACCAAUGUGGAUAUUAUGUAUAGUAGCAGCAGUAUAUUGUGAUGUCGAGUAAAAGAAAAACGUUACCAGUGGAGUGAACAAACGUUAUCUGUGCCAAAUGGAGCUGAAUAUGUAUCACUGAUCAACCAGCAUAAUCUUGAGGAGGAGCUGCUUUGUAAAGUUUAAGUUGUGCUUUGAUGUCAGCUCUUCAUCCAUCAGCUCACGUAACGGAAAUCCUCCUCCGUUAUCAGCAGCUUGGAACAAAAAGAUUUUAAAAUUUGUUCUCCUUGACUCCUCAGUCUCCAACAGAGGUUUUUUUUUUUUUUUUUUUUUUUUUUUUUUCUGGUGAUGUUGCCAAGUUCUAAUCUUUGUGUUCAAUGAAGCGAACUGUACUGUCAGUAACUCAAAUUUUAGACAUGAGGUUAAGAUAUUCACACAGACUUAUGUUUCCAGAGAUAGUCCAUAGGCUAGACUGCAUCUCAACAGGGACCAUGAUAAUUAGAGCUGUGCUAGUAACGCUUUACAGUCCAAAAAAAAAGAAAUCGUAUCCAGGGUUGAAACUGAUGACAGACUGUCAUUACAGGUGCUCUGUGUCAUAUGAUAUCAUGGAAGGGGUUUCCGUUAUCUCGGGGAUCUGAUCACUGCUGUGGGGCUUCAGACUUUCCCCUCAGCUAAAAUGUGAGCACUUUAUAGACUUCAUCGGCUGUUGUGUCAAAGAUGUAGACGCAGGGCAUUUGGGUAUCGCAAAUUCAAAUAUUUAAAAACAAAUGUCUGCACUGGAACACAGGUAGAAUUCAGACAAAAUGAAGCUACACCACUGCAUUAAAACGUGUUUCACUUGGAAUAGAGAACGAAGGCUUACUUGUGAUUGACAGAAGCGAGUGAAAAGGGGAGACAGUAGUGAGACAAAGAAAGAAAUGCAGGAAAGUAAGACGGUGAUUUUUCUCCUCUCAUGCUCAAUAUUAUUAUUUGUUUACAUUUUUAAGUAUUAAACAGCUGUUUGGGUCUGUUACUCAUUGUGUAUAGUUACUCUUUGCAUUACUAAAUAAAAAAUUCAUACAUUUUGAAAAAAA
Molecule: messenger RNA, 10504 nt
Organism: Scatophagus argus
Lineage: Eukaryota; Metazoa; Chordata; Actinopteri; Scatophagidae
Product: phospholipid-transporting ATPase ABCA1-like
Exons: 49
Coding region: 961-7776 (2271 amino acids)
Biological process (GO): transmembrane transport; lipid transport
Cellular component (GO): membrane; intracellular membrane-bounded organelle
Molecular function (GO): ATP hydrolysis activity; ABC-type transporter activity; ATP binding
Source: RefSeq, a predicted model, not a curated record